UUAAAACAAGUUUAAAUGAAUAAAUAUGUAAAAAAAAUUACUCCUCCUGUCAAAAUUACCCUCGUGUCUAAACUACUCCCACUGUCUGUUUUGAGGGAUGAGGUACAGAAAGAACUUCAUCGUGAUGCAGAUUAUCCGUGUGAAGUCGUUGGAAGUUGGAACACCUGGUACGGUGAACAGGAUCAGGCAGUGCAUCUCUGGAGGUAUUCUGGUGGAUAUCCUGCUCUUACAGAGUGUUUGCGUAAACUCAACAGCAAUGUGGCGUAUCUUGCAUUUCGAAAAGAGAGGAGUAAAAUGUUGAUCUCCCGACACAACCAGCUUCUUCUGGAGUUUAGUUUCUGGAACGAGCCUCUGCCCAGAAGCGGCCCCAACAUUUAUGAACUGAGAACAUAUCAGCUACUAGUAAAUAACAUGAUAGAGGACUCAAAUUUUUGGGCUCGAGCAAUCAAAUAUAGACAGGAAAACAAUGAAGCAGUGGGUGGCUUCUUCACACAGAUCGGUGAAUUGUAUGUUGUUCAUCAUUUAUGGGCCUAUAAAGACCUGCAGUCCAGACAAGACACCAGAAAUGCUGCUUGGUUGAAAGAGGGCUGGGAUGUCAAUGUGCACUAUACAAUGCCUCUUAUCCGAAAGAUGGAAUCAAGAAUUAUGAUCCCCAUGGAACAUUCACCUCUGCAGUAAAAUCAAAACUGUUUCACCUCUGAUGAUCCCAAAUACACAAUCCACCAGGAGAUAUGUACUGUUUAGUUGUGACUUUACUCAAACUCGCCUGAAGUCUUCAGGUCCUUCUAGAAGUAGACAGACAGUUGUGUUAGAGUAGAGCAGGACCUAAACUCUGAAAGAUGUUGUGCAAAAGUGUGCCAGUGUUAAAGCCAAUCUGAGAAUUACAUUGACAGACCCCAGUGCCUUUGCGUGAAGUAUAUAUAUCAUUAAAAAAUUACAGUCUUGUUUUUAGUCAUCAUUCUCCUUUUCUAAUGCCUCAUUUGGCCCGUUGGAGUGCAUGAGGAAACUGCCUGUCAACAUAACUUUUCAUUUACAAUAAUAAUA
Carassius auratus (goldfish) is the source of this 1044-nucleotide messenger RNA. Its product is annotated as protein NipSnap homolog 1-like. The transcript is spliced from 7 exons. NCBI's taxonomy places the organism in Eukaryota, Metazoa, Chordata, Actinopteri, Cypriniformes, Cyprinidae. The coding region runs from base 16 to 678 and encodes 220 amino acids. The record is from RefSeq and is a predicted model, not a curated record. Gene Ontology annotation, cellular component: mitochondrion.